AUGACACGCGCGUGUCUAGUCAUCAGACGACAAUUGUCUCUGUGCACGACUACAAAGGUCGUUAGAGAGGUGCGUAGGACCACUAGCACCUCUUUACCCCCCUUUUCUGACGAAGCUACGCUCUAUGUCCACUGGCCCUAUUGUUUAAAGCGAUGUACCUACUGUAACUUCAACAAAUACAUCCCCCGUUCAGUGGAUCAUAGUGUCAUGACAGAGUGUUUACAGAGGGAGGCAGAAACCCUGGUGCGGCUCAGUCAGGUGUCACGCAUUACAUCUGUAUUUUUUGGCGGUGGAACUCCCAGUCUGGCUCAGCCUUCGACUAUUGCUGCUGUUCUUCAGACUAUAUCCAGACAUGCUCAUCUGUCAGGCGAUGCUGAAGUCACUCUGGAGGUGAACCCCACGCCUGUUGGACUGGCUAAACUGAAAGAUUUCGUGAUUGCUGGAGUCAAUCGAUUCUCCAUUGGGGUUCAGACUCUAAAUGAUGAUGACCUGAAGGUACUGGGAAGAGACCACAAUUCCCAGCAUGCUCUCAGAACACUCUCAGAAGCUAAGAGACUUUGCCCAGGACGUGUGUCUGUGGAUGUUAUGUUUGGUCGACCGAGCCAAAGUGUGGAAUCGUGGGAGAGGGAGUUGGAGAAGUUGCUGUCAGUCUGUGACGAUCAUGUGUCUCUAUAUCAACUGACUUUGGAAAGAGGCACUCACCUGUUUAAGCAGGUCCACAGAGAUGAACUUAGCAUGCCCGGGGAUGAUGUCACAGCCGCCAUGUACAGCACUGCCCGGAGAAUGCUCGAAAAGGAAGGCUUUGUUCAGUAUGAGGUGUCAAACUUUGCCAGACAUGGUGCUGUCAGUGGCCAUAAUUUGGGUUAUUGGAAGGCACAGCAGUAUAUAGGUAUAGGCCCAGGGGCACAUGGGCGCUUUAUACCCAUUGCAGCAGGAGGGGUUCAGAGGGAGGCUCGAACCCAGACCCUAGAACCUGAUGUAUGGAUAAGAGAGGUCCAGCAGCGGGGUCAUGGAACGCGACGGUGUAUCAAGCUUAACCACGUAGACCUAUUGGAAGAAGUUUUGGUGAUGGGACUGCGCUUGACUGAGGGAAUCACUCAUGAGCACUGGAAACUAUUCAGCCCCAACGCAGACCUCCACAGAAUACUGGGUGUGUCUGCAGAGGUUCAGAAACUGCAGCAGACGGGGACUCUAAUCCUGGAUGAGAGAGGACUGCAGUGCUCCUGGGGUGGCUUGGCCUUAUUGGACAGUAUUUUACCUACCCUGCUAGUAGAGUUGGACGCAUAUUUCCACAGCCAAAGACUCCAGGAGGGCAGGCAGUCUGUUCUGCCACAGCACAGAGAUGGGCAGAUGGAGAGAUGA
Chanos chanos (milkfish) is the source of this 1362-nucleotide messenger RNA. It is a transcript of the gene rsad1, whose product is annotated as radical S-adenosyl methionine domain containing 1. Bases 1 to 1362 code for a protein of 453 amino acids. Gene Ontology annotation, cellular component: mitochondrion; cytoplasm. Gene Ontology annotation, molecular function: 4 iron, 4 sulfur cluster binding; coproporphyrinogen oxidase activity. The transcript is spliced from 9 exons. Lineage: Eukaryota; Metazoa; Chordata; Actinopteri; Gonorynchiformes; Chanidae. Gene Ontology annotation, biological process: porphyrin-containing compound biosynthetic process. The record is from RefSeq and is a predicted model, not a curated record.